AUGCUUGUAGUUGUUCCAGCAAAUGUGGACAUUACAACGACAUUGCGGAUCCUCACUAAGCUAGAUCUUGUCGAUAAAGGAGUAGAAGAUAAAAUCAUUGAUCUUGUUGAGGAAAAACUAGAGGCACAAGAGCUAGGUUGGGUGGGCACGUCUAAGAUUCGUGACACUGAAGAGAAAUUCAGAAAUUCACCCCCUUGGAGCCGCCUCUCUAAGGAUAACUAUAGUAUUGAAGCCCUUAGAUAG
Penicillium samsonianum is the source of this 243-nucleotide messenger RNA. RefSeq lists its product as uncharacterized. Bases 1 to 243 code for a protein of 80 amino acids. The transcript is spliced from 3 exons. NCBI's taxonomy places the organism in Eukaryota, Fungi, Ascomycota, Eurotiomycetes, Eurotiales, Aspergillaceae. The record is from RefSeq and is a predicted model, not a curated record.